GACGUCGUCAACGCGCGUCGGAAGCGCCGCUCACACCGGGGCUCGCACGAGGCUGACGGUGAGGAUGGCCGGGUUCGCGGAGCUCGGGCUGUCAUCGUGGCUGGUGGAACAAUGUCGGCAGCUGGGUUUGAAGCAGCCCACGCCCGUACAGCUGGGAUGUAUCCCCGCCAUCCUGGAGGGUCGGGAUUGCUUGGGCUGUGCCAAGACAGGCAGCGGGAAGACAGCAGCGUUUGUCCUGCCCAUCUUGCAGAAGCUGUCUGAAGAUCCUUAUGGCAUCUUCUGCCUCGUCCUGACACCCACCAGGGAGCUGGCCUACCAAAUCGCAGAGCAGUUCCGGGUCCUGGGGAAGCCUCUGGGCCUGAAAGACUGCAUCAUUGUCGGCGGCAUGGACAUGGUGACCCAGGCUCUUGAGCUUUCCCGGAAACCACACGUGGUCAUUGCCACCCCAGGGCGCCUGGCUGACCACCUCCGCAGCUCCAGUACCUUCAGCAUAAAGAAAAUUCACUUCCUGGUGAUGGAUGAGGCCGACCGGCUCCUGGAGCAGGGCUGCACUGACUUCACUGUGGACCUGGAGGCCAUCCUGGCAGCUGUGCCAGCCCGCAGGCAGACGCUGCUCUUCAGUGCCACUCUGACUGACACACUCCGGGAGCUUCAAGGCCUGGCUGCUAACCAGCCCUUCUUCUGGGAAGCUCAGGCUCCGGUGCGCACAGUGGAACAACUGGACCAGCGCUACCUGCUGGUGCCCGAGAAGGUCAAGGAUGCCUACCUGGUCCACCUAAUCCAGAACUUCCAGGAUGAGCACGAGGACUGGUCCAUCAUCAUCUUCACUAACACAUGCAAGACCUGCCAGAUCCUGUGCAUGUUGCUGCGUAAAUUCAACUUCCCCACUGUGGCUCUGCAUUCCAUGAUGAAACAGAAAGAACGCUUUGCUGCCCUGGCCAAGUUCAAGUCCAGUAUCUGCAGGAUCCUCAUUGCGACAGAUGUGGCCUCGCGGGGCCUGGACAUUCCCACUGUGCAGGUGGUCAUCAACCACAACACCCCUGGGCUCCCAAAGAUUUAUAUCCACCGAGUCGGCCGGACGGCCCGUGCAGGGCGCCAAGGACAGGCCAUCACACUGGUGACGCAGUAUGACAUCCACCUGGUACAUGCCAUCGAGGAGCAGAUCACCCCGAAGUUUCUUUUGUCUGGUUAUCAGAACAAGCUCCCCACAGUGGCCCUCUGCAGCUGGAGGCCAUAUCCGGGACCUCACUCUGUGGCUGAACACCCUCUCCCUGUCGUGUCCACCCUCCCCUGCACCCCCCCAGAGAAGAAGCUGGACGAGUUCUCAGUGGAGGAGGCCGGGGUGCUGCAGAUUCUCACACAGGUCAAUGUGGUGCGGAGAGAGUGCGAGAUUAAACUGGAGGCAGCCAACUUUGAUGAAAAGAAGGAAAUCAAUAAGCGGAAGCAGCUGAUCCUGGAGGGAAAGGACCCUGACCUGGAGGCCAAGCGCAAGGCCGAGCUGGCCAAAAUCAAGCAGAAGAACCGGCGCUUCAAGGAAAAGGUAGAGCAGGCUCUGCAGCGGCAGAAGGCCGGUGGGGCUGGCCGCAGGGGGUGUCGGCCCAGGGCCCAGCGUGAGGACCACCCGGCCCCAGCACCCACCUAGGGCCGGGCUUGAGCUCCAGCUGGCUCCCAGUCCCCCGGCCUAAGGAGAGCUGAGGUCAGAGGGGUUCUCCCUAGAGGCAGCACCCUCCGCCUGACCUGCUCAGGCCCCCUCAGUGGAGCCCGUGGACAUGUACAUUGUGUGGAGAGCAGCUUGUCAGGAGGUGCUCGAUAAAUGGCUCUUUCGA
Manis pentadactyla (Chinese pangolin) is the source of this 1826-nucleotide messenger RNA. It is a transcript of the gene DDX49, whose product is annotated as DEAD-box helicase 49. The transcript is spliced from 14 exons. Lineage: Eukaryota; Metazoa; Chordata; Mammalia; Pholidota; Manidae. The record is from RefSeq and is a predicted model, not a curated record. Gene Ontology annotation, molecular function: ATP binding; nucleic acid binding; RNA helicase activity. The coding region runs from base 65 to 1642 and encodes 525 amino acids.